Myotis daubentonii (Daubenton's bat) is the source of this 3817-nucleotide messenger RNA. It is a transcript of the gene DTWD2, whose product is annotated as DTW motif tRNA-uridine aminocarboxypropyltransferase 2. The record is from RefSeq and is a predicted model, not a curated record. NCBI's taxonomy places the organism in Eukaryota, Metazoa, Chordata, Mammalia, Chiroptera, Vespertilionidae.
CGUGCGUGGCGGCGCGCGGCGCGAGCCGGGUUCUCUGGCGUGUGGCGCCCCCUGGCGGCAGCGGGGACUCAGUGUGAACAGCCGGAGCUGCGUCCCCGCCAUGGACCCGCAGAAAGAGGCGCGAACACCCCGGGACCUGGUCGCGCGGCCGCCGGCCUCGCGGUCUCAGACGCCGAAGGAGGAGGAGCGGCGGGAGAGCGGCGAGGCGCCGGCGGCGGCCCUGGGCGAGGAGGCGGACGACAGUGCGGACGGGCUGUGGGAGCUGCCGGUGGAGCCGGCUGAGCGGAGGCCCGAGUGCAGCCGGUGCAGCCGGCCUCAGAAAGUGUGUUUAUGUCCGUUUCUACCAGUGCAUCCUCUGCACAUCUCUACCUACUUGUACAUAAUUCAGCAUCCGGCAGAGGCCUUAUUUUUGACAACGUUAACAAACCCCAUCCUGUGGAAGAGAGGCCUGUGUCUGCAGCUCUGGUCCAGCAUAGCUCCAGUGGGAGAAAGCAAAGUGUUGCGGACAGUUCCUCUACUAGCAGCGUGCCUUCCCCAGGACAAGUGUAAAGUCAAGAUUGGUCGUCGUUUUAGUGAAGAAAGAGAUCCUGAACUUUCAACUGUUUGUCGGAAGUCUGGUACAUUAAUAUUAUAUCCAGGGGCUGAAGCUGCUAAUUUGGAAGAGUUUAUAUUAGAUUCUCCUAUUUAUCCUUCCACAAUCAUCAUCAUCGAUGGUACAUGGAGCCAGGCUAAGGACAUUUUCUAUAAGAAUUCCUUGUUCCGACUGCCCAAACAGGUGCAGUUAAAAACUAGCAUUUCUAGUCAGUAUGUAAUUCGGGCGCAACCAACUAAUAGGUGCCUGUCUACACUGGAGUGUGCAGCUGUUGCUCUUUCCAUCUUAGAGAAAAAUAAUUACAUACAAGAGACUUUGCUUCGCCCUCUUCAAGCUUUAUGCUCUUUCCAGCUUCAGCAUGGUGCUCAAAUUCGCCUCAGCAAGGAACACCUUCUGAAAAAUGGAUUAUAUCCUAAGCCGAUGCCAAAGAACAAACGCAAACUCAGGAAGAUGGAACUGUUAAUGAACAGUGUUAAAAUUUAGCACAAAUUUUCUUAUGGUGCUAUUUAUGGUGACUUCAGCUGACAGUAGCAGCUUAAGUUUUCAUACAACUUAAGUCUGUGUGGUUUUUUGGUUGUUUAAAGAAUGAGGGUUGCAUACUAAAGGUGUCCAGAAGAAGGGCGUAAAUCAAAUAGCCAUGAAAGCAAAUAAACAAGCAAAAUUACAUGACUCAGUAAAAAGCAAGAUUUCAUACUGUAUUUGCUUUUAAAAAUGUGCCUCUAAUAUAUUUUUUUCAAGUCCUUAAUUGAAAUGGGAUUAGUUAAGCUGGGUUAGAAGUACUUUUUUUAAAUGGAAGGAAAUCCCUGUGCCUGAUUGGGACAGUAAUGUUUCCAUUACUGUUUUAUAGAUAACUAGUGGUCCAUUGCACAAAAUUCAUGCACGGGGCGGGGGGUGUCCCUAAGCCCAGUCUGCACCCUCUUCAAUCUGGGACCCCUCGGUGGAUGUGCGACUGCCCCUGUGGGAUCGGGCCUAAACCGGCAGUCGGACAUCCCUCUCACAAUCCAGGACCACUGGCUCCUAACCACUCACCUGCCUGCCUGCCUGAUUGCCCCUAACCGCUUUUGCCCGCCAGCCUGAUCGCCCCCUAACUGCUCCCCUGCCGGCCUGAUUGACACCUAACUGCUCCCUUGACGGCCUGAUUGCCCCCAACUGCCCUCCCCUGCUGGCCUGAUCGCCCCCAAGGCUUUUAUUAGUAUAGAUAAUAUACACAUUCAAAUGUACAGAUGUAUCAGGCCGGCAGGGAAGGCCUAUCGUGCAAGAGUAGGCCUUCCUUCCCCCAGCUGCCAACACUGGCUUCCCUCUGGCACCCGGGAGGGGCUGCCCUCGCAGCCCUGGCUUCGUCCAGAAGGUUGUCCAGUCUAAUUAGCAUAUUACGCUUUUAUUAUUAUAGAAAUAUAAAAUCUCAGGGCAUUUGCUUGAAAUUUCUUGAAGCAAACAAUAGAAAUCAAUUGCAAAGUUCUGAGAAUCCCAGAACGUCCCAACUCUGAUAGCAUUACAUUGCUAGGUCAAAGUCCUUGAUCUGACCAAACUGCAGUUUCUAUUCUGCAUUACCUGUACUUCUUCCUCACCUUUGCUUGCUUCAGAAUGGCAGCUUGCCAAUUGUCAAGGUCUCCUAGAAAGUGCCUCGACUGGAGCGGCAUCCUCUUUACUUUGAAGAUGCACACAUAUGACUUUGUCUCAUUUCCAGCUCCUCCUUUCACCAUCUAGUACAGCAGUUCUCAACCUGUGGGUCGUGACCCCUUUGGCGGUCAAAUGACCCUUUCACAGGGGUCGCCUAAGACCAUCCUGCAUAUCAGAUAUUUACAUUACGAUUCAUAACAGUAGCAACAUUACAGUUAUGAAGUAGCAACAAAAAUAAUUUUAUGGUUAGGUCUCAACAUGAGGAACUGUAUUUAAAGGGCCAGAAGGUUGAGAACCACUGAUCUAGUAUUUUUGGGAUAGUCAUCCAUUACCACUUUCCCAGCCUUCAGAGCUGAACAGAAGCUCUCCACCCAGACAGUUGUGGAUUUAGACCCUGAGUCUACCUCUCCUUAUCUGGAAAAUGAAGUUUAAGAAAAGCACACAUCUAUUUUAUAAUGUUCUAAUGGUAGGGAUAAAGUGUCUAAUGUGUGAAUGAUGCUUAAAGGUGACAGUAGCAAAGAGCUUAUCUUUUUUGGGCGAGUCUGGUUUUCAGGGAGUUGGGCCUUUAAGGGGGCGUCACCCUAGUUUCCUAUGUGAAUCGUCCCGCCUGUCCUGGAGCGAGAGGCAGUGGCCCUCUAACCUGGAACUGAUGGCCGUGCUCCCGCCCUGGUGCCGCCAAUCCAUGUCCUGGAAGGAGCGAGCCUGCAGCACGUGAGCAAGUGAGUGAAAGCGGCGCUGCCCUUAGGUGGCAGGUGCAGCUGAAACCUGCCAUUCCCCACCUCUCCUUGGAAUUCCUCCAGAAGAGGUGGGCGAGCUGUGUGCGGCCACACUGCUCCUCUUUGUGCGACCAUUCCCCAAAUAGGGGCUCCCCAUUCCCCACCGCCCACGCCCCUAUGUGGGCUGGGCACUCCAUCUGCACACAGCGCCCUGCUGCAGCGCCCAAACUGGAUGUAGCAUCCCUAUCCCACUCCCGUCCUUGCCCAUCGCCUCCGAGGCCGGGGUGGGACUGGAGGACUCUGGUGGGGCGGCUGCUCAUGCUGCCCGCUCUCGCUGGGGUGACCCAGGACGCCAAGCCUUCCCACCCGCUCUCCCGCUUUCUGGCCGGCUUUGUGGCUCCGGCUGGCACUGCCAUCUUUGUCGAGUCAGUUUGCAUAUUCCCUCCUUACUGGCGGUGGGUGCCGCCAUCUUUAUCGUGAAGUGACGGUUAAUUUGCAUAUUACUCUUACUAGAUAAGAUUAGGUGUAGACCUAUAAUAGAUACCUCCAUCAAUUUGCAGUAGUAUACAUGGACUUUAUAGUUUAAAAUAAGUAACAAAAAUGAUAAUCAAGUAGUUUAGAUUGAAUUUAUUUCAUAAAACAGUAUAAAAAGUAAGGAAACUAAGUAUUUUUAGGAAUUGAACUCAGUUAAUGUGAUUAAAUGUUCUAUUAAUGCCCAUACAUUUUUUUAUCACGGUAUAAUUGACAUAAAAUAUUAGUUUUAGGUAUAUAAUAUAAUGAUUUGAUAUUUGUAUAUUGUAAAAUGGUCACUACAAUACAUCUUGUUAACAUUCAUCACCACACAUAGUUUUUUCUUGUGAUGAGAACUUCUAAGGUUUGCUUUUUUUUU